GCGACACGCGGGCGGGUACACGCUAAGACGCACACCUGGACGGGAGAUGCCCCCAGGACAGGGUCACGACUGCAGAACGCGCGGCCACGCGAGGAGUGGACGCGCACCUCCCGGCGAGGGACGGUGACACAACGAGGGGCCACCCACACGGGCCACAGGCGCCCACGCCAAGAAGAACGGUCGCGACACAAAGAAGCCGAGAGUGGACACACAGAUUGUCCAAAGCCACAGGGAAAAUGGUGGAAAAUUCACCGUCGCCAUUACCAGAAAGAGCGAUUUAUGGCUUUGUUCUUUUCUUAAGCUCCCAGUUUGGCUUCAUACUAUAUCUUGUGUGGGCUUUUAUUCCUGAAACUUGGCUAAACUCCUUAGGCUUAACCUACUGGCCUCAAAAGUAUUGGGCGAUUGCAUUGCCCGUCUACCUCCUCAUUACUAUAGUAAUCGGUUAUGUACUCUUGUUUGGAAUAAACAUGAUGAGUACCUCUCCACUCAACUCCAUUCAUACGAUCACAGAUAACUAUGCUAAAAAUCAACAGCGGAAGAAUUACCAAGAAGAGGCCAUCCCGGCAUUAAGAGAUAUUCCUAUUAGUGAAGUAAACCAAAUGUUCUUUCUUGCAGCCAAAGAACAUCACACCCAAAACUAAAUUGUAUGUAGACUAACAACAAGCAUUUAUUAUAAAAGUUUUUGAUGUAAUAA
This is a messenger RNA of Panthera uncia (snow leopard), 694 nucleotides long. RefSeq names its product phosphatidylinositol glycan anchor biosynthesis class P (gene PIGP). Gene Ontology annotation, biological process: GPI anchor biosynthetic process. NCBI's taxonomy places the organism in Eukaryota, Metazoa, Chordata, Mammalia, Carnivora, Felidae. The transcript has 5 exons. Gene Ontology annotation, molecular function: phosphatidylinositol N-acetylglucosaminyltransferase activity. The record is from RefSeq and is a predicted model, not a curated record. The coding region runs from base 237 to 641 and encodes 134 amino acids.